AUGGGGACAAUCGAAAAGACGGAUACUCGCUCACUACAUCAGGAAGAAACUGCCCCAGUACAAGGACAAGAUGCUGCUGAGGUCAUGGAGCCAGUGGCACCGGUUCCGAACGGGGGACUACAAGCGUGGCUCAGCGUGCUCGCUGGGUUCUUUGUGUUUGUAAAUUCAUGGGGACUGCUUGCGUCGUAUGGCGCAUUCCAAGAGUAUUAUCAGACGGUACUACUGGCAUCUCAGUCGCCGUCGUCCAUUUCCUGGGUGGGCAGUGUGCAGGCCACCUUGAUCGUCAUGGUUGGCGUCGUGACCGGUCCGCUGGUUGAUUCGGGGUAUCUGCGGGUUCUGAUCACUGUUGGAAUGAUCCUCGUUGUCUUUGGGAUUAUGAUGACCAGUCUGGCGACGCAGUACUACCAGAUCCUCCUGGCUCAAGGCUUCUGCGUCGGUAUCGGCGGCGGCAUCGCCUACAUCCCGGCGAUGGUAGUUAUCUCAAACAACUUCACGACCAAACGGCCCAUCGCAAUCGGCUGCGCAGCCAUCGGCUCCAGCGUCGGCAGCGUCGUCUUCCCCAUCAUGUUCCGGCAACUGCAACCGCGCAUCGGCUUCCCCUGGACAGUCCGCAGCAUCGGCUUCAUCAAUCUGUUUUUAGGGCUCAUGACCAUCCUCAUCCUCUGCCGCAAACCAGGCAAGAAGACGCGCGCCCGCAGCAUGAUCGAAUGGCGCGCCUUCAGCGACCUCCCCUUCAUGCUCUUCUCGACCUCCCUCACCUGCGUCAUGCUGGCAUACUACAUCCCGCUCUUCUACGUCCCCUCGUACGCGCGCACCCAGCUGCACACCACCCGCAGCCUCUCCUUCUACAUGGUCGCCAUCAUCAACGGCGCCUCCGCCUUCGGCCGCGUCGUCCCCUACCUCCUCAGCGUGUACAUCCCCCCGAUCGCCAUCCUCUGUCUGGCAGUCGCCGGCUCCGCACUCGCCAUGUUCACCUGGAUCGCGGCGACGAAUCUUCCCGGCUUCAUCGUCUGGGCCUGCUACUGGGGAUUCCUGAGCGGGGUGCUGGUCACCGCCCCGACGGCGAUCAUCGGGCAUCCGGCGCUGUGUCCGGACGCGAAUUACCUGGGGACGCGCAUGGGGAUGAUGUGGGGGAUCAGUUCGUUUGGAUCGCUGGUGGGGACGCCUAUCGCGGGGGCGCUGGUGGAUUUAUCGCAGGCGAAUUUUCUCAAGGCGCAGGUGUUUGCGGGCUGUUUGAUGGCGGGAGGGGUGAUGUUGCAGUUGUGGCCGGUUCUGGUGGUGAUGAAACAUGAUCGAUCCAACCUGAAAAGGUAA
This is a messenger RNA of Aspergillus fischeri NRRL 181, 1314 nucleotides long. RefSeq names its product putative MFS monocarboxylate transporter. The coding region runs from base 1 to 1314 and encodes 437 amino acids. Lineage: Eukaryota; Fungi; Ascomycota; Eurotiomycetes; Eurotiales; Aspergillaceae. The transcript is spliced from 3 exons. The record is from RefSeq and is a predicted model, not a curated record. Gene Ontology annotation, biological process: transmembrane transport. Gene Ontology annotation, molecular function: transmembrane transporter activity. Gene Ontology annotation, cellular component: fungal-type vacuole membrane.